AUGGCCGUGUCCUUAUUGGACAGCAGUGGUCUGCCCCACAUGCCCAACGUGUGUGUGGAGAAGGAGGUGACGCUGGUUGCCCAGAGGCAGCCGUGUGUGCAGGCCUUCACACGCAUGGUUAAAGUGUGGAAGCAAGGCUGCGUGGGGCAGCCGUGGUGCAUGGGCUAUGAAAGGAGGACGGCGUACUACACAGCAUACCGACAGGUUUACCGACAGGAUUACCAAACCGUCUACAAGUGCUGCCCUGGAUGGUCUAAGCUAAAUGGAGAGGCAGGUUGUGUAUAUCCGGUGUGCAGCUACGGAGUUUGCUUCAAUGGGGGCCAGUGUCGGGAAGGUUCCACCCAGCUUUGCGACUGUCCUGCAGGGUUCAACGGGCCUAGCUGCCAGUAUGACGUGAAUGAAUGUGAAGAGACCAAUGGAGGCUGUGAGGCUCUCUGCUGUAACACAAUCGGAAGCUUCUACUGCAGGUGUCCUCCGGGACAGAAACUAAAUGAAGAUGGAAAAACAUGUCAAGCCAUGGCUCUGGCAUCUGGAUGGUGGAUUUUCUCUCUGGUGCUCAUGGAAGCGAUCGCCUGCCUGGCUGCAAACUACCCACAUAUUUACUUUAGAAGGAUUUGCUAUAGACCUCACUGUUAUCAUGGAAACCAUGGCUACAAUCUUGGCUACCUGGCACCAGAUAUCGACGAAUGCCAGGUCCUUAACGGAGGCUGCCAGCACAAAUGCAUUAACACCAGGGGCUCUUACUACUGUCAGUGCCACCCUGGUUCUCGCCUUCAUGUGGAUGGCCGCACAUGCCUCGCCGUCCACACAUGUGCCAUCAGCAACGGGGGAUGUGAACACUAUUGUGUGCAGCAGUCUGCUGCUCAUUUCCGCUGCCGAUGCAAGCCAAAUUAUACACUGGCAGAGAAUGGCAAGCACUGUAAACUGCAGGACCCUUGUGCAGAUCAGAACGGAGGCUGUAUGCACGAGUGUCGGGUGGAUGGAGGCAGGGCUCACUGUGACUGUAAGGUGGGCUACGUGCUGGCUGACGACGGGAAAACCUGUGAAGAUAUUGAUGAGUGUGAGACAGAAGAGGCCAACUGUGCUCAUGGCUGCCACAACACUCUGGGUUCUUACACCUGCGUAUGUAACGCAGCCUAUGAGCUGGGAUCUGAUGGAAAACAGUGUUACAGGAUUGAGAUGGAGAUAGUGAACAGCUGCGAGAACAACAACGGUGGAUGUUCACAUCACUGCCAGCAUUCAACCAGUGGGCCUGUUUGCACCUGUAACCAUGGUUACAGACUAGAUGAUGACCUCAAAACUUGUGUUGAUGUUGACGAGUGUGGCGGGAAGAGCUCCUGUUGUGAGCAGGACUGCACAAACUACCCCGGCGGUUAUGAAUGCUACUGCUUAGCAGGCUACAGGCUGAGCUCAGAUGGUUGUAGCUGUGACGAUGUGGAUGAGUGUCUGGCCGCUAAUGGUGGCUGCGAUCACACCUGCCAGAACAACGCCGGCUCCUUCCAGUGCUUCUGCUACAGGGGAUUUCGGCUGGCCGAGGACCGGCAGUCCUGCAUCCCACUAGAAGGCGCCAUCGAGGCCCUCUCUAGCGGAGGGGCCAUCGAGGUGCCCCUGGUCCAACCCCGGCUCACCUUGCUCGAGGACUAUGGUCAGCCCCUGGAGCGCUAUGACGACUACGAAGACGACGAAGGGGAGCUGAGGGCCGAGAGCAUCCUGGCAGAGAAAUUCGUGUGCUUGGAUGACACUUUCGGCAGCGACUGCAGCCUGACAUGUGACGACUGCACCAACGGGGGAAAAUGCAAUAUUUGGCAAAGUGGCUGCGAUUGCCCUGACGGAUGGACAGGCAUCAUCUGCAACCAGACGUGCCCUGAGGAGUAUUUUGGUAAAAACUGCUCCCUUCCCUGUAAGUGUAAAAACGGUGCCAGCUGUGAUCCGGUCAAUGGAAGCUGCCGCUGCCCUCCCGGUGUGAGCGGAGACUUGUGCCAGGAUGGCUGUCCUAAAGGCUUUUAUGGGAAACAGUGCAACAAGAGAUGCAACUGUGCCAAUAAUGGCCGCUGCCACCGGACCUACGGAGCCUGUCUGUGUGAUCCCGGACUCUACGGACGCUUCUGUCACCUCCCCUGUCCUAAAUGGACCUUCGGACCGGGCUGCUCCAAAGAGUGUCAGUGUGACCAGAAAAACUCCAAGGAAUGUCACCGUCGCCAUGGCACCUGUGUCUGUAAACCUGGUUAUCAGGGUGGCAGCUGCAAGGAAGAGUGCAGACCUGGUACAUAUGGGGCCGGAUGUGAGAAGAAGUGUGUCUGUCCACCCGGGGUGUCAUGUGAUCAUGUGACAGGACGGUGCCAAAGAAAAUGCCCUGCUGGUCGUCAUGGCGACAACUGCGAUCAAGAGUGUCCAGACGGGAGGUUUGGUGUCGGCUGCGUCCAGCCCUGUAACUGCAGCGGCGCUCCCUGUGACCCGGUGACAGGGCGGUGUGACUGUCCUGCCGGUACUUUUGGGCAGCACUGCGAGAAUGUGUGCCCCGAGGGCCUCUGGGGUCCAGGCUGCACGGAGAGCUGCCCCGCUUGUGAGAACGGCGGCGUGUGUGAUAAACACAACGGCUCAUGUAACUGUCCUCCAGGAUUUAUUGGAAGACUGUGUCAAAACUUGUGCCCGAUUGGACGUUUUGGUCAAAGAUGCCACAUGAAAUGUGUCUGUGAGAACAAUGCCCGCUGCGAUCCGGUCAGUGGCCGGUGUAGCUGUGCUCCUGGCUGGACGGGUCACAACUGUAGGAAAGCCUGCGAUGCAGGACACUGGGGAGCCGACUGUUCAGAAAUCUGCGACUGCAGAAACGGAGACGGCAGCUGUGACCCUGUGACGGGCCUGUGCAACUGCGAGGCUGGUUUCACUGGAACACACUGCCAUCAGAAGUGCCCGGCAGGUACGUUUGGUCUUGGCUGUCGACAUCGGUGUCAGUGUGAAAACAAGGCAUUGUGUGACCAUGUGAGUGGAGCGUGUACCUGCCAGCUGGGAUGGACAGGCACCUUCUGUGAAAAGCCCUGUCCUCAGGGUUUCCACGGCCUAGACUGUCAGGAGAAGUGUUUGUGUCAGAAUGGUGGGAGCUGCGAUCACAUCCGCGGUGCUUGUGCCUGUCCUGCCGGCUGGAUCGGCCCAUUCUGCAACCUGACAUGCCCAGCUGGUUUCUACGGGGAGGGAUGUAACCAAACCUGUGGCUGCCGUAACGGUGGCAUCUGCCACCCGGCCAGCGGGCAGUGUGUGUGCACGGCCGGCUGGACCGGGCCCAACUGCACAGAGGAAUGCCCCGCUGGAUUUUACGGCGCAGACUGCCGACAGCGCUGCCUGUGCCAGAAUGGAGCCGCUUGUAACAAGACUGAUGGGAAUUGUGCGUGUGUCAGCGGGUGGACGGGGACGGCCUGCGAACAGGAGUGUGGCGUGGGCGCUUUCGGGGCGGACUGCCAGCAGCGGUGUGACUGUGCGAACGGCGGCCAGUGCGACAGGAAAACGGGCCGCUGCAGCUGCGGCGCCGGGUGGAUGGGGGAGCGCUGUGAGAGAGCCUGCGAAGCAGGCCUCUUUGGCCAUGGCUGCAAGGAGCGCUGUCAGUGUGCGCACGGGGCUUCAUGUCAUCAUGUGAGCGGAGAGUGUCAGUGUCCACCAGGAUGGAGAGGGAAACUCUGUGACAAAGCGUGUUUGCCCGGUUCGUAUGGGGCCGGCUGCACGCGGCGCUGCAGCUGUGCUCAGGGAACAUCCUGCCACCACGUCUCCGGAGAGUGCGGCUGUCCUCCUGGAUUCACCGGCAACGGCUGUGAACAAACUUGUCUCCCAGGAACAUUCGGACAGAACUGUAACCAGGUCUGCCAGUGCUCAGAGACCAACCAGCUCUGCCACCCGGUGUCUGGAACAUGCUACUGCGCCUCCGGUUUCCACGGCCCCAAAUGCGACCAGGUUUGUAGACAGGGCCGUUACGGCCCCGGCUGUGAGCGAGAGUGUCGCUGCCAAAACGGAGGGAAGUGCGUCCCCUCAACCGGCGCCUGCGAAUGUCCAGCAGGAUUCAUUGGGCCCAGCUGCAGCGUGGCGUGCCCAGCCGGGCGUUACGGAGUGGACUGUGCCCGCCUGUCGCCGUGCGGAGACGGAGCCCAGAGCGACCCGGUCACAGGCCGCUGCCAGUGCACCCCAGGACGCCGAGGGGAGGGCUGCAGAGAAGGCUGCCCGGCGGGCUGGUUCGGGGCAGACUGCGCCCGGCGCUGCAACUGCAGUAACGGAGGGGCGUGUGACUCAGAGACCGGAAACUGUAGCUGCGCUCUGGGCUGGACGGGCGAACGCUGCACCACAGAGUGUCCCGCGGGUCGAUUUGGUGCCGGCUGUCAGCUGAAAUGUAACUGUCAAAACAACGGCUCCUGUGACGGCGUGACGGGGGCGUGCCAGUGCGGCCCGGGGUUCUACGGACAGCUGUGUGAACACGCCUGCCCCCCCGCAUUUUACGGCCCGCUGUGUCAGCUGCAGUGCGACUGCAUGAACGGCGCCUGGUGUCACCCCGUGUCAGGCCGCUGCAUCUGUCCUCCAGGAUACCACGGAGGGCGCUGUCACCGAGUGUGUGAACCGGGCAGCUACGGGCCAGGCUGCGCCGAGGCGUGCGACUGUGAAGAAGACGCUGCCUGCGAUCCCGUGACAGGAAGAUGCCUCUGCCCCUCGGGGAAGACUGGACCCAGAUGUGACACUGACUGCAGAGCCGGUCGUUACGGGCCCGACUGCACGGAGGCCUGCGAGUGUGGAAACGGGGCGCAGUGCGACGGGCGCAGCGGGCGCUGUCGCUGCCUGCACAGCUGGACGGGACUGUCCUGUCAGGAAGGUGGACCCCCGCAUAACACCUCUGGGAGCGGCAGAGGGGACUCGCACCACGACAACUCAUUAUAGCAGCUCCAAGUGGCAGGAAAGCCUAAAGUGGGACAGGACGAGCACAUUUCCCUCUUAAGUGACUCAAGAGAGAACACUGCUGACAAGAAGCUGCAGCAGCUGGAAGACCCAGGGAGGCGGACUCUGAUGAAAACUGCUGCUCCUAACGAGGGCCAGGCAGGAUUUUGUAGGAGUAUAUGGGUGUGUGUGCCAAAGAGUGCGAUCCCUCUGCCUAAUGGCAACCUGUGGAGCAUCAGGAUGAGAAUGUCCACAUUUCCACGUCCACAGUGUAUCAUCAAGAGACUGCAGCUGCUUUCACUGCACAUUUAGUACUCUAUUGAAUUAUCUUUGCCCUCAAAAUGCCUUUUUUCAGGUAAUGUAUAUAUAAAUCCUUCAAAAUGACACUGAAGCCAUUUUGAAAAGGACAUUCCUCCAUUUUGAAUUUAUUUUUCCAUGUCAACAAAAUGAAGUAUGAUCUUUACCUUAAUGGUGCUUCACUCAUUCAAUUUUUUAUUUUCCUCCCAUGUCGCAUAAGAAGAAAGCGUGCAUUCAUGUGCACCUUCUGUAAAGGUCCAGCAGCUUUGUUCUUUAAUGGGUUUUCUGUAUAAAUUGCUUGGUAUUUAUAUUUAACAUGGUUGUUUGCAUUUGAACAUGCCAUGAGUUUAAGGCUUAACUACUUUUUUUUUAACCAUAGAUAAACCCACCAUGAAUCACAAAUAAAGACAGACACCUCCAGGUUUGGUUUACCAUUCUUAUUUUUAUCAUUAAUUCAUUUUCAUUGAAGAUCACAGCUGUACAUCCUGUCUAAAGUUUUGAUUCAAGCACAGUGCAGAUAGCAACGCCUGCAAAAGAAAAUUCAAAUGAAGAGAAAAAAGGCAGAGGUGAUCACAACCAUUAAUAUGUACAAAGAUCAGUAUGUACAGGCUUCUCUCCAUGUCCCCCUCAGAGUGAACUCAGUACACCGCUGCAUUUUUCAGAAUGCGAUCACAACACAAGAAAUUGCUUAUUUUUGUCAGUCUAAAAGUUGAUACAAUACUGACAGGAAAAUGCAGCAUGAUGGAAAAAAUAACAGUUCUUUAUACUCUCUCUACAGCAUUAAAGGCUAAAACAUAAAAAUAUAUUCUCUGUAUCACCUAAUCUCCAUCUGCGGUCUGUUUCAUGUCAUCAGAAUGUCAUCAGAGCAAACAUGAAACUAGGACCUCUUAAAGCAUUAAAUUCUCUUGCACAGGUAAGGGCAACACAAACACACACACGCGCGCACACACACGAUUGGGCCGCCCACAUGAGGUUAUUACUACAGACGUGCGUCAAAACCACAGUAUGUUUGUGGAGUAGGAAAUAACCUCACAAAACACAUUUCAAAGGAAAAGAGACAGCUCAGGAAAUGUCUACCAAAUUCCUUGCCAGAUGAGAGGAUUGAAACCACUAUCAUAGCUGGCUGCUAAAUAUGACGUUACACUCAGAAGUCUGCUGGAUUAGAUUAGCAUAAAGACCUGGGCCGUGCAGCUAAAAAACAAAAAAAAAAACACAGCCCGUCUGACGGCACGUCCAAAGCUCACUUUGAAAUGUAUCAGGAGUUACAGGGAGGCUUUAUGAAGCCACCGACUGAGAACGGGAGCAGGAAUCCCUGUGUGCUUCCAGUGUUUCAUCACAGCUGAGGCCCGGGCCACGCUCAGCUGUGGUGGAGAAGGUGGGAUCUGAGCUGCUGCUUCACGUCUCUCCAAAGUUCUAGCCGCUCAGUCUCGGAUGGUAGCUGGAGAAAAAGGCAGCCAAUAGGCUUUGAGAACAGACUGACCUCUGUUCAUAGCCACCAGAACCAUCUUUACCAAACUCUGUGCGGAGCCCAAAUUAGAACCUUUACAAGUCUUUCCCUUUUCGCAUCGGACGCCAUCAGUAUAAAAGGAACCAUGUUGUGUGAAAGAUGUCAUUUAAGAUGUCAUCAAGUCAUUUCUUU
This is a messenger RNA of Menidia menidia (Atlantic silverside), 6841 nucleotides long. The record is from the annotation of a GenBank genome assembly. NCBI's taxonomy places the organism in Eukaryota, Metazoa, Chordata, Actinopteri, Atheriniformes, Atherinopsidae.